AUGUUGGAAUAUUAUUAUCAUGUUCAACAACAAAUUUAUGAAUUAAUCGAUAAAUUAACUCAAUGUUGGCAAUUAAAUAAUCAUGCACAAUAUUUAUUUAAAGAUGAUUUAUCAACAGAACAAUUUAUUUUAUUUCCUCAUGGAUUGUAUUUAAGAUUAACUGAUUCUCUCGUUGUAACAAAUGAUUCAACUUCAAUACUUGAUCUUUCUUCACGAAAACAACCACAUUCAUCUUUAAAUGUAAUUCGUAAACGAAAUAAUUUAUCUGAAACUGAAGUUAAUAAUGAAUCAAUAGGAAUUAAUAAUUCAUCUGUAUCUCUACUAGCAACAACAACAAUAAGUACAAAUAAAUCAAAUUUAGCACGAUUAGGUAUUUUAUUAGCAGGAAAACAAGCGGCUUGUAAUAAUAAUAAUGCGAAUAAUUAUGAUGGAUCAACUUUUACACUUAUUGAUAGUACAGAAGAUGAAGCAGAUAGCAAUAUUAGUUUAUUUAAACAAUGA
Messenger RNA from Rotaria sordida, 501 nucleotides. The record is from the annotation of a GenBank genome assembly. Lineage: Eukaryota; Metazoa; Rotifera; Eurotatoria; Philodinida; Philodinidae.